Molecule: messenger RNA, 2073 nt
Organism: Fusarium sp. VM40
Lineage: Eukaryota; Fungi; Ascomycota; Sordariomycetes; Hypocreales; Nectriaceae
Source: the annotation of a GenBank genome assembly
AUGUCAUCAUCGCGCGUAAGACUCGCCGCCUGCGAGCCCUGUCGGCGAUCCAAGCUUGCUUGUGAUCACGAGCAGCCCACUUGCAGCCGAUGUCGCACUCGAGGCCAGAACGCACUCUGCACGUACAGAGAGCGGCCAUUCCGCAGAAGAGCGCUGAGAAGUCGUAGCAAGGAGAUUGAAGAAUCCAUACCCACUGAGACCGCGGCAUCUUCCCCUGGACUUGGAGAUACCAGCUUGCCUGAAGUAGUAACAACCUCCUCAGCGCGUCGCUACCCAAAUCCAGGCUACCUUGGAAUAUCUAGUCACUCAACUCUGUUUAACCAAGUUUCCUCAGGAGGUGAAUCCGAUCCAAGUUCCCUUCCACCGGCCUCGACAAGAUCAAGGCCAGGUUCGCCAAUACACCUUUUGGACAACCAAGUAGUGACAGACAGAGCGAUUCAUGCCUUGACUCGCCUGGAUAGAAUAGAUAUCUUCAAGAUCACCCCAUUGGUUCAUUUAUGGCUUGAUAAGGGUACCAACCUUCCUUUGGCUGAACCUUUCGUUUCCGGCUGCUUGGAGUCUGUGAAGCAAUGGAGGCAACUCUUGACCUCCGACUCCACCAUCGAAGCAGGCGAUUUUGGGCCUGAAAGCAUGGGCUCUAUCUACGUUAAAGCACUGCUGGCGAAUACACGCAAGUCUAUCGUCAUGCAUCGAGGCAUGAGCCCGCAAGAGUUUCUCGCCCAGAUGCUGGAAAAGAACUUAAGAUGGGAGAGCUUAGGCAUCUUCUUCAUUGCUGCUGCAAGAGCAGCAUACGAUAUAUCCAGUUUUACGCCGCUCUAUUCCACCCAUGAGCAGCGCCAUAGGCUCAUCAAGACGCUAACAUACAUAGGAGACUGCUGCUUGGAGACAUGCAUUGAGUUGGACUGUUUAAACGACUUGCAACUCGUUUUGCAGUACGAAAACUUCAUAGUGCACUCACAAGUGGACGGAGAUCAGAGUUAUCAUUCCUGGAGGAGAAUCGGAGAUGUUGCUAGCUCCCUGUUUGCCUUGGGUUACCACGAAAGAGUUGAGGGUAUCGACACCCCACCCUUUAUCAUCGAGCUACGAAAGGCUUGCUUCGCUCGUAUAUAUGCUGCUGACAAAAGUUUGGCCGUUUUCCUUGGUCGCCCACCGCGAAUAGUAAAGGACUACUGUUACUUCAAGAUUCCAAGCAAUCUAGAAGAUGUAUGGGGAAUCAGUCGUGAUACCACAAACCGUAAUUCUACGCGUCUCUUCCAGGCAUGCGGUAAUGGUGAGGAAAACGGCCAAGUUACUCACGAUGUCGAGCCGAUCAACUAUACUGCUGAUACACGUUGCUCAGCUUUGUUUGCGUUUCUCAAGGAGGACGUGCUCCAACUUCUCCGCAGGGGCAACCUUUCAAUUGAUGAAAGAGAUAAAAACAAACUUCGUUCUCGAAUUGAUAAGCAGUGGGAUGAUCUUCCAGCACACUUCCGCCUUACAACCAGUUUGAAGGAUUGCCAAGGGGGACCUUUCGAACGUGACUUUCUCGCUGGGACCCGGCUUGAUUAUUUACAUGUUCAUUUUCUCCUGGGCUUAGUAUCUCAAGGAAGUAUAUCCGAACCGGGAGAUGAUCUAUUAAAGAUAGCUACUGAAAUGCUUUCAAUUACGGUGGAGGUUAUCAUCUUGCGUGACCAACUGGUCAACUCUGGAUCAUGCCUUAUCUGGAAGGUUGCUCAAUAUGGGCUCCCUGCCGCGGGGAUGAUAUCGCUAGCACUUUUAAACGCGGUUGCCGGUGAGACAAUGUCACACUCACGGUCAAAGAUGAUUCAAGCUUUGUGUACUCUGGUUGUAGAGAUUACAACUGGGGCUUGGAUCCAGGCUGGAGAGCCUAACUUUGCUCUCUUUGCCCGCGCAACUCGAACUAUCCAGAGUCUUUUAGAUUCCUUGUUAGCCGCUAGGUCGCCGCAGACUUUUAGUCACGAUGCGGAUGCAGCUUGGAAUCCUUACGCUAAUUCACAACUAUGGGAAUUUGAACUGGAUUUCUGGGCGAACCUCGCCGAACACCCCAACUUGAUCGAAUUCUCUGGCAGAUGA